GGUUUUGGCAUGCACUGGCCAACAUGCACGCGUCGGUGUCAAGUCGGAGGCGCUGGGCGGAGAGCGUGACAUGACUUGCCAAAUUUCUCCGAGCGCAAUCGAAAGCCGAAAUACUGUCUGCACGACAUUGUAACAAUCUCCUCCGAUCUUCCUUUUUGCGUGGUGUCAGCGCUCUGGUCGUGCUUGAGGUAGAUGUUUCCUCGACGAGCUCUAUCAACACGAUGCCUCCGACAUGCAUCUAUUGACAGCGCCCCAGCUGGAGGAAUUCCCAGUCUGCGACCUCGAAUUCCUCGGACGCCCGUCUUCAGAUCGUUCCACUCGUCACGGCCAAAUCGAUUAGUAGCAGAAGCAUUGCAGUUGUCGCAGGAGGCUUUCCAGGGAGUCCACUCCCUUACCGGGCUGCCGUGGUAUCUUUCCAUACCUCUCACAGCAACGCUCUUCCGACUUCUGUCACUACCUAUACUUUACUUCACCAAUAAAAGCGUACAGCGUGAACAAAAGAUCGCUCCUAUCCUGAAAGGAUGGCGAGAAGCUUACAAGUGGAGGGCAAGGCUCCAAUUUCCUGCCGGGGGAACAGAAGAGACUGCAAAAAAGGCUGAAGCCUGGGUCCAGAGUCAGUUGAGUGUGCGACACAAGUUACUGCAGAAAAGCUACAAGAUUAUGGGGAGUUGGUCCAGGGGCGCCCUUCAAAUCUCCUUCUUGCCAAUUUAUAUUGUCAAUGCCGACGUUAUCCGGCGAAUGGCAGGUGAUGAAAGAACAUUGCUCUCAUUGUUCACAAAAACAAACGGAAAGGUGGACACAAGUAUAGUGCCUCCGGAGCCAGGUCUCCAGACAGAAGCAUUCUCCUGGAUUCCAACUCUGACCUCGCCUGAUGAGCUGUGGAUUCUGCCUCUGGCAUUUGGAGCUCUUUCAGUGACCAGUACAUGGCUAGCGGUUGGGAAGUAUAUCAAGACCCAACAAAGAACGAUUACGGGCAUGCCGCUUGGACCGAUGAGGACGAGGCAGGUCGUGUACUUGCAGAUAUCCCAGUUCGUCAUGGCGGCGUCAUUCCUGUUUCCAGCCCUCAUCAUCAUAUGGGAGCUGCCAACAGCGGUCACUCUAUACUUCAUUGGCAGUGUUGGCACACAGCUGGUGCAGCGUCCGCUAGUCAGAUGGCUCGUCGGCAACAAAAAGCCCAUCGAGCCACUAGAAGCCCGGCUACCGAAGCUCAAAGGCGAAAAGGAGACGUGAUGGGUUUGUCUAGAAAUCUGGGCAUCAUCGCUCCAAACGAAUCUAUCUUCCUGAUACAAGAUUGCAUUGCUUGCCAAAGAUCACGCAAGUUGUACGAUUUGAGCAGGUUAGUCAAGCGCAGCGCUGACAGCUACACCACCGCCAUCACCAUCAACACCGAUCCAGACUUCUCAGAUGUGAGGAUCGCUCGAUAGCGCUGGAGUGGACUUUGAGCUGGAGGUGAAGAAAGCAGCUCUUUCAGCAUCCUAGGGUAAUACCGGCGAUUGAGGCUGUACGAAAAGGCAGCUAUCACUCCCCACGGACGAGACGGGAGUGCGGUGAAAGGCGUCAAUGAACCCUUUAGGAUCGCACCAGAUGCAAUGACCUGCCCGAGGUGGUGUCAACGGUUCUGAUAGGAACCCCCUGCAUCAUGUGAGUAGGGAUCGAGUUCUGUCA
Molecule: messenger RNA, 1665 nt
Organism: Exophiala viscosa
Lineage: Eukaryota; Fungi; Ascomycota; Eurotiomycetes; Chaetothyriales; Herpotrichiellaceae
Exons: 1
Coding region: 193-1230 (345 amino acids)
Biological process (GO): mitochondrial respiratory chain complex IV assembly; protein insertion into mitochondrial inner membrane from matrix
Cellular component (GO): mitochondrial inner membrane
Molecular function (GO): membrane insertase activity
Source: RefSeq, a predicted model, not a curated record